Rotaria sp. Silwood2 is the source of this 546-nucleotide messenger RNA. The record is from the annotation of a GenBank genome assembly. NCBI's taxonomy places the organism in Eukaryota, Metazoa, Rotifera, Eurotatoria, Philodinida, Philodinidae.
AUGAAUCGGUUUUUACUUAGCAUCAAAUAUCCUCACACUAUAAAACAACAUCCUGCUGAUAUAGAAUCUACUGGCAAAUGGAAAGCAACACAACUACGUGUUUUCCUCUUAUGUAUUGCUUUACCUUUUGCUGUUCAUUAUUAUAUACCACAACCACAUCGUCGUCAACCACCUGCACAAACAUUUACACAGCCCUCAACACCAACACCUGAAGCUGUUCUUAAAAUUGAAGAAGAUGUAUCAACAGAUAUUGAUAUUCGUGGUGCUAUUGAUAAAAUAAAUCUUCGACUUGAAUCAUUAGAAAAUAAUGUAAAAGAAUUUCGAGCUCAACAAAAUUCAAUGAUGAGGUUUUAUCAUGGAAUUAAUUUACUUGAUUCAGAACCACCUAUUGAACCAACUGUCCUUCUCUGCUCGUCAAUUCGUAAGCUUUAUACGAAUGAAGAAAUAAAAAAUGGCAUCGUAUUUAAUGAUCGUAUGGAAAAAAUAAAAGAAUUAAUUAAAGAAACAUAUUUCAAGGAGCAUUUAAUCGAAUUCGAAGUUUUCUAG